AUGGGGGACGACGAGGAGACGCAGAAACUCAGCGAUGUUUAUGGGCUGAACUCCGACUCCGAGAACGAUAGCAGCGAUAACCCUUACAAUGUGGACUCGACUGUUGAAGGAUCAGUUCCUGUGAAAUACUUCACGCAUGAGCUGUCAGUCAGGGGAAGACUGAGAAAGUUUUUUAUUCGGAACUCGGCCACUCGGCUAGCAUGCACAUUCUUCGAUCUGGGCCUGAAGUUUAUGAUCUGCCUUAUCUAUGUGGUCAGGGUUGGACUGGACAAUGUGAAGGAUUAUGAAUGCCAUGGCAGACCCUGUCAUGUGGACAAUUCAACUGUCAGUGAGAGAGAUGCCAUGUAUAAUCAGAUGGAAAUCAACUGGUAUGUGUUGGUCUGGAUACAUAGAUCAAUGACUCUGUGGGUGAUGGAUGUGACCUUAUCCUUCAUCUCUCUGUCCAAGGCAUUUCUGAUGAUCUACAUUGCCACAAAGGGCCACAGAGUGGAUCAGCUUUUAACAAUUCAAUUUUUUCUGGAAAUCAUCUGCUCGGUUCCCAUGCUGAUCACAGUCACAUAUCCAACCAGGUUGAAUGCCCUGUGGGUUCCCACCUUUCUGAACUGCUGGUUAGCCAAAUAUUCUUUGGAGAAAAUUUAUAAUGAUCUUCAUCUGACAAGACAGAGAUUCCAAACGAUUUCUGUGACUUUACUUCAGCAGAUGGUUCUCCUUGUGGUUAACCUUGUAUGUCUGGUGUUCACAAAUAUAUGCUUCAUGCAACACCUUCAGCGAGCCAGUAAGAACUCCCCACUGAGCAUGUUUGAGGCCAUGUACUUUGUCAUUGUCACCUUCUCCACUGUUGGCUACGGAGACAUCUCCCCGGAUCUCUGGAUUAGUCAGCUGUUCAUGAUACUCAUGAUCUGUGUGGCUUUUGCUUCCAUCCCGAGACAGAUUGAAGGCUUGAUAUCCACAUACAUGGAGAGACAGAGAGCUGGUGGAGAGUACAGCCGAAGAUCUGCCCGUCGUAACAAGCACGUCAUUGUUUGUAGUAGCACGCUCACUCAGGACACCCUCAUGGACUUCCUCAAUGAGUUUUAUGCUCAUCCUAAAUUAGAGGAACACACUGUGAUCCUCCUGUGUUCUCAAGAGCUGGACAGCAGCAAGCAGGUGAUCCUGAAGGACCCCAAGUGGACUCACAGGGUCAUUUACAUGAAAGGAUCUUCACUAAAGGACAUUGACUUGAAGAGGAGCCGUGUGCAUCAGGCGGAUGCCUGCUUCUUUCUUGCACCUCGGCCCACCCAGGAUAAAGCCAAGGCCGACAGGCACACAGUGUUAAGAUCAUGGGCUGUCAAGGACUUUGCUCCAAACUGUAAGCAGUACAUUCAGCUGUUUUGUGCAGCCAACAAAAUACAUGUGAAAUUUGCUGAACAUGUGGUUUGUGAGGAUGAGUUCAAAUAUGCACUUCUGGCCAACAAUUGUCUGUAUCCUGGACUGUCCACGCUUGUGUCUCUGUUGGUUCACACGUCAACUGGACA
Candidula unifasciata is the source of this 1514-nucleotide messenger RNA. NCBI's taxonomy places the organism in Eukaryota, Metazoa, Mollusca, Gastropoda, Stylommatophora, Geomitridae. The record is from the annotation of a GenBank genome assembly.